This is a messenger RNA of Amphibalanus amphitrite, 4993 nucleotides long. RefSeq lists its product as uncharacterized. Gene Ontology annotation, cellular component: cytoplasm; ciliary inversin compartment. Bases 304 to 4620 code for a protein of 1438 amino acids. Gene Ontology annotation, biological process: protein localization to ciliary inversin compartment. The record is from RefSeq and is a predicted model, not a curated record. Gene Ontology annotation, molecular function: protein binding. The transcript is spliced from 15 exons. NCBI's taxonomy places the organism in Eukaryota, Metazoa, Arthropoda, Thecostraca, Balanomorpha, Balanidae.
CGGCCGCUCAGGUCGUAUCGUGACCGGUCGGCAGCCGCAGGGGGCCGCGGAGGGCCUCUGUUUUACUGGGCUGCGUGCAGGCGGGGCCUGGAGGCGGCUGGGAGGAUCAGAGGCCUCAGUAGCCGGUCGGACGCUGUCGUGUGAGGACGGUCUAGUGAAGUCGCUGUCGUAACGGCAGUUGCUGGCUGCUGCACUUGCUCGGAUGGCCGGCGAGUUUAGUGACCGAUUGGACACCGGGGAACGCUGAGUCCAGCCACAGUGGCGGCGGACGGUGGCAUACAGCUAGAGGUUAUCGGCCAUAAGAUGGUCGCCGAAAGACGAGCGAAGCCCGUAAAGAAGACGGUGAAAUUUCGCAGCCAGAGGCCGUACUUGAAAACGGUCAUGGAAUCGAACGGCGUCACCAUGACUACCGUGACUGAGCUGCCGGCGGCGUACGAGUCGCGACAGGAGGACGAGGUCAUGACCCGACCUGUGGAGCCGGUCACGCCACUGAUGCUGGCCUGCCAACAGGAGAAUGACCAGGAGGUCCGACGCAUCCUUAGCGCACAGCCCGCCGCGGCGCGGGACCGGGACCGGACGCGGAAGACGGCGUUGCACUACUGCGCCGACAGCAGCGGCACCAGCUGCGCCGAGCUGCUGCUAUCGGCGGCCUCUGACCUGCACUCUGCCGCGGAUGAGGACGGUUACACGCCGCUCCAUCUGGCCGUCAUCUCCGGGAACAGGGCGCUGGUCAAACUGCUGCUCCGGCGCGGAGCGGAUGUGUCCGCACAGGACCACGAGCGGCACUCGGCCAUCCACUGGGCCACAGUCUGCGGCGAGCUGGACAUAAUGGACAUUCUGCUGGACGCCGGAGCUAAUCCUUCCACUGCCGACAUUCACGGGGCUUACCCGAUUCACUACGCGGCCCAGAUGUGCGGACCAAACUCAGAGAUGGCCACAGACGUGCAGCUGGGGCUGCUUGCCCUGAAGAAACUGAUCGCCCACGGCGUGGAUGUCACCGUGAGGGAUCACGACGGCCGUCAGGCCCUCCUCUGGGCGGCGUCAGCAGGCAGCCCGGACGCCCUCGUGGCGCUGGUGAACGCCGGCGCCGCCGUCUCCGCAGAGGACAAGGACGGUCUCACUGCGCUGCACUGCGCCGCCAGUCGCGGUCACACCGACUGUAUCGACACACUGAUCACCCUCUGCGGCGCUGAGGUGGACGUGACGGACAGUAACGGCUGCACGCCGCUCUUCUACGCCGUCACUCUGGGCCACGCCGACUGCACCGAGCUGCUUCUCAAGUGCGGCGCAGAGCCCAACCGGCAGGACCGCAAGGGACGCACACCGGCACACUGCGGUGCGGCCAAGGGUCAGAUUGAGACGGUGCGGAUGCUGGGGCGGCACAACGCUAACCUGUGGAUGAGGAACGCUAAAGGAGACCAGCCUCUGCACGAAUCGGUCCAGUCGGGCAGGAAGGAACUGGUCACCUGGCUGCUUCACCACCGUCCGGAGGCCGUCAACAACCCGAACAAUGACGGGCGGUGUCCGCUGCACGUGGCCGCCAUCAACAACAACAUCGAGAUGUGCAAGGUUCUGAUGGACCUGCACGCGCACGUGAACCCGGUGAUGCGCUCCAGUAAGGGUCAGCUGAUGACUCCGCUGGACUCAGCGCUGUAUCGCGGUAACCGGGGCUGCGCCAAGUACCUGCAGCUACACGGAGGGGUACCGGCCAGCACGCUGACAGACAAGGAUACCAUGAUGAAGGCUCUCAGUCACAGCGCACUGAGCGAGUCCCAGACCCAGAGCGCGUUCGUUCUCUCGCCGGAGACGUACCUGAACCUAAACCUGUCCUCUGACGGCCUGCACUCGUCUCUGAGCUCGUACUUGCGCUCGGGCCCGUCCACGUUCACCACGACGCCGGUGGAGGACGGCGUGCAGACAGACCGGCAGCACACCGAGCACGCCGGCGUGCAGGUGGCCAUGCCCGGUCUACACCAGCGCUCUCGCUCGACCGACGACGCCGCCUGGUGGCAGGAUCAGCGCUCCGAGCGACGGGCCCGCCGACCGGCCGACGACACUCCCGACUCCGGCCGCGAGGACAGCGAGCGUCGACACCGGCGCGACCGACGCGUGGUACGCGACGAGGACGUCGAGGAUAUCCACAACGUGGAAGUGGUGCGCCGCCGUCUGCGCCGCGAGCUCAACACGCGGUAUGUGGACGAGCAGUAUGACUCUGGCCCUGAGGGACGCGAUCGGCGGCACUACAGCGAUGACGGACGGCGGAGACGACAUAGCGGGAGCAGCGGGGACGAGCGGCGCACUGACCGCCACCAUCGCAACAGGAGGGGACACGACGGCCGGCAGGAGCUGGACGGCGCGCGCUACCGCCGACACAGCGGCGAGGAGCGAGGCUCCAGGAGGUACCAGUACAGUGACGAUGAACGGGGAUCGCGCAGGAGAGAGUACGACGGGGACCACAGAAGCCAACGGCAGAGAUACGACCACAGCGGAGACGAGAGAAGCUCGAGGAGGUAUGAUGAUAUCGACGACGACCGGCGCACGAGACGGAGGUACGAUCACAGCGGGGACGAGCGGGGAUCGCGACGGAAGCACUACAGUGACGACGAGCGAGGCUCGCGGAGACGCGAGUACGACGACGAUCGGCGAACGCACAGAAGACGGGGCGCGGACGGAGACGAUCACAAUGCUAGACAGGAAUAUGACGGAGACGAACGCAGCACACGGCGAAAACGGGACAACAGGAGACAUGAACCCAACUCACGUUAUUCUGAUGAUUACAGCGAAGGUCACGACGAGGUCGGUCACACGCGUCGUAGUCAUAGCGAGGACCCUCACGGCACACGCGGCUCCAGAGGCCCCUCUCGAAACGGAGACAGCGACCCUCGGCGGCGGCGACCCCGGCGUCAGGCCGCGUCAGAUCCACCCGACCAUCGGCGGCCGCGCGAGCUGAACGAAACCGAGGAGAAGGACGCUUCCGACCCGGACGAGCCGAGCCGCGACUCCUCUGAGCGUCGGCGCCGUCGCCGCCGGAGACGGCAGCGCGCCUCUGGUUCGGACCCUGUUAGUUCAGACGGCGAGGACGGCACUGAGCAGCGUGGAACGCGAACCGGGACGGAGCGGCGGCGGCGCCGAGCUGCAGGACACCGCGCCGCCGCCGGCGACGGCAGCCGCGCCCCGCACAGUGACGGAGACUCUCCGGCGCGAGCUGACUCAGGCAUAGCGAGCGUGGAGCGCGGCGGUCAGCCCCGGUCGGACAACGACGCGCCGCCCCCGCGCCACGCCCGACAGAGGUUCGCCAGUGACGGCGAGCAGCCGGGGGCCGACUCACAAGGAGCAGCUCCAGCGACGGACGGCAGGCCGCUCCGGAGUGACGUGGCAAAGGCCGCGGUGGCCAGCAAGCUCGGUGAGGCGGCGAUCAGCAGUCAGGGAGGUAAACUGUCUGAAAAGGGUGUCGGGAAGAGCAACAUAGUUCACCCGGGCCAGGGUGACAGGCCCGGAGACGGCCAGAAUCCGGCCGCGAGGAACGUGGUUCGGGGCGGACCGCGGCCUCUGGCGGAGAUCCUCCCCAGUUCGGCCGACACCAGCAGUCACCCGACCCCACGGGCCAGCGGGAUACGGCCCUCGCAGAACGGCGUGCCCAAACUCAAACGGGUCCGCUCGGCGAAGGACUUCAAGCAGAUGCAGCGCGUGCCUAAGCUGGAGCAGGACCUUGGCUCGCUGUCCAAGGCGCAGCAGAACAAGCUUGCCGACGGGAUGAAGGACGCAGACGCGGCCGCCAACGAGCAGGCUCUCAGAGUCCAGGCCGAAAAGAAGAUAUUCCAGGACCUGCUGGAGCUGAAGAGGGUGCAGAUGAGGGUCAACAAGACCAAUGAGGAGGCGUUCAUCAAGCGACUGGCGGAGAACUUCAACGCCAGCGUCAUCAAGCUCAGUCUCAAGAGCUUCAAGGGGCCGUAUACCUACACCGCAUACGAGGAGUACCUCAACACCCAGCUGAAGCACCUGCAGGUGCCGGCCAAGCGGCGAGCGGCCAAGGCACGGCGAGCCGAGGAACUGGCCCGUGUGAAGCGCUCUCUGCAGCGCGCCAAGGACAGUGUCAAGGAUGAGGAGCUGCGUGCCGCCCUGCAGGCCGGCCAGGGCUGCCACCACGCCUCGCACGCCUACACGGGCAUCCCGUGCGUGGCGUACAGUAAGUUGCCCUGCUGGCAGCACCGCCGCUGGCUCACCAAAAACAACCACCACGGCGCGGCCAAGGCACCCACCAAGACCAUCCUGCCCAAGAUCAACCCGAGCACACAGCUGCCUGAGCCUGUCGACCUGCGCUCGUACGAUCCGAGCAAACCGCUCCGGUUGGAGCUCAACCACGGUGGUCAGAAACAGGCGCUCGAGCUGCCCACACAGCUGCUCGACAAGAACAGGAAGUACCAGGUGUCGUUCAGCAUCCGACCGACCGACGGCGGCGGCACGGCGGAGGGAGGGGCGGAGAAACCCCCGGGCGCGGCGACCAACGAGCGCGGCGCCUUCAGCGACGGCGAGGCGGCCGCGCGGACUGAGAGACAGGAGCAGACGGGUGGGUCGGCGCCCGGCGACCCCGACCGGCACACGCACGCAAAGUCGCUGUAGGUCGACCGGGGCGACGGACAAAGUCCGGCAGAAAUCGAAACGGACCACCAGUGCGGAACCUUGUCAAACAUUGCUAUUUGUGAAACUUGUGAUGUGGCGUUCUUCGCCCGCGAAUCUCCCUUUGCCAUAUCUACGCUUGGGAUCUGAUGUGCUGAUCUGCGUUUGUCGAACGUCGCCUAUCGCGUCUCAACCCAGGACUUUUCUCUGUCGUUGUGACGCCGGCCGGAGAUCUGUUUGUUUGUUGCGGGCGCCUCCUGGGCUGGCGCCGUAAAGGGGGACGAUAAUUGUUGCAUCGCGAAUUAUAUUUAUCGUGAGUUUCUUGUGAUGUUGCCAGUAUUGAAAUAAUACAAUGGCAUGGUUGGCUUUUGAAGAA